CAAGUAAAGUGUAUAGAAUUAAAUGGGACGGAGGGAGUACUAAUUGCUUCUUCGAAUCAAAUCCCAUCUCGUUUAACCAGAUUCAGAGGCACUUGCCGCCCCUCAAGAACCAGGUUUCUACCAAAUCGCACCCCUAAUUCAUAUUUCUCAAAUCAAGUUUUUGUUUUUAGGUAAAAGAAGAAGAUGGGGGUGCUUAUGUCAAGAUUAUGGUUCAUGAUGUUCCCUGCCAAAGAAUACAAGAUUGUUGUUGUUGGACUUGAUAAUGCUGGAAAGACUACUACCCUUUACAAAUUGCACCUUGGUGAAGUUGUUACUACUCACCCUACAGUUGGUAGUAAUGUUGAGGAACUUGUUUACAAGAAUAUUCGAUUCGAGGUAUGGGAUCUUGGCGGGCAAGACAGACUACGAACAUCAUGGGCAACAUAUUAUCGCGGUACACAUGCUGUUAUUGCAGUAAUAGACAGCACUGACAGAGCUAGGAUUUCCAUUAUGAAGGAUGAAUUAUUCAGGCUGCUACCGCAUGAGGAUCUUCAAAGUGCAGUUAUACUCGUCUAUGCAAAUAAACAAGAUCUUAAGGAUGCCAUGACCCCUGCAGAGAUAACCGAUGCCUUGUCCCUGCACAGUAUCAAAAACCAUGAUUGGCACAUUCAAGCUUGUUCUGCUCUCACUGGGGAUGGGCUCUAUGAUGGCUUAGGGUGGGUUGCCCAGCAAGUUGGUGGAAAAACUACCACCAGCUAAUAUUUAAACGUUUAAAGAGGCCGUAAACUGUCUUUUUCAUGUUGUUAAAGGUACACAACUCAUCUGUAUUUUGUUAAUUGAGCUUGUAACAUUCUGCACAAUGUAUCUGCUUAUAGCAUUUGCCAAGAAUAGUUCUUGUAUAACCUGUUCUUCUACAGGUACAGUUUGCUGAAAAAGUUGAAUCAUAGGUUAAUAAGAUUAAUCUAUUUUAAGAACAAA
Molecule: messenger RNA, 957 nt
Organism: Daucus carota subsp. sativus
Lineage: Eukaryota; Viridiplantae; Streptophyta; Magnoliopsida; Apiales; Apiaceae
Exons: 3
Coding region: 184-738 (184 amino acids)
Biological process (GO): vesicle-mediated transport; intracellular protein transport; protein localization to Golgi membrane
Cellular component (GO): cytoplasm; trans-Golgi network
Molecular function (GO): GTPase activity; GTP binding
Source: RefSeq, a predicted model, not a curated record